Molecule: messenger RNA, 1196 nt
Organism: Megalobrama amblycephala (Wuchang bream)
Lineage: Eukaryota; Metazoa; Chordata; Actinopteri; Cypriniformes; Xenocyprididae
Product: heavy metal-binding protein HIP-like
Exons: 4
Coding region: 63-968 (301 amino acids)
Molecular function (GO): protein binding
Source: RefSeq, a predicted model, not a curated record
AAAAGAACAUGAGUCGAUGUGAGGAUGACAGAGAAAGAGCUGGAAACAAACAUCAGUGAAGAAUGAAGGCUUUAGUAUGUAUACUGCUGCUGUUGGAAACCUUUGUGUUUGUCGUCCAGCAGCAGGUAGAUGGAGGACUCAAUGAGAAUGAGAUCAGUCAACAGAUCAGCUCUGAGGACGGAAGACAGAAUCCACCUAAAACAGACACUUUGAGAGCUGAAGCUUCAACUGACAGACAACAAUACUGUGAUCUGGGCAUCCCUGACAUCCAUGCAGCACUGAGAGAACUGACCGCCACCGUUACAGAGCAGAAAGAAAACAUCAGAGAACUGACCACCACCGUUACAGAGCAGAAAGGAAACAUCAGAGAACUGACCGCCACCGUUACAGAGCAGAAAGAAAACAUCAGAGCUUUAGAGACGCAACUGAGGGAACAACAGAUGUUUAUCCUGGAAGAGAUGAACAAGAAAGAUGAAGAAAUUUCAAAUCUUACUCUGAGUCAAGUGGAGUUGAGAAAGGAAAAUAGAGACAGAGAAAUAGCUUUUUCAGCUUCACUUAUGGAAUCUGGCAGUGGAUAUAUUGGUCCUUUUACCACUGAAAUCACACUAACCUACAGGAACGUCUUCACAAACAUAGGGAACGCCUACAACCCAAUUACAGGUAUUUUCACAGCCCCACUGAAAGGAGCGUACAUGUUCAGAGUCUCUGUAUAUGGUCAUGCCGGAACUGCAGCAAGUGUAUACAUUAUUAAGAAUGGAGAGAAGGUUGUUUCAGCACAUGAUCAUCAGGCUCAGAAUCCGGAUGCAUUAAACUCCUCAAAUGGAGUUGUGUUGAUCCUGGAGGUCGGAGAUGUUGUAUAUGUGAGACUUUGGUCUGGCAGGAGGAUAUAUGAAAACCAGAAUAUACACAACACUUUCAGUGGUUUCCUAUUGUUCCCCUUAAGAGAACAGGAGCUUUGCAGAAUGUGAUUCCAAUAAUUCUGAAUCUUCUAUGUAAAAUCAGUAAACCUGAAAUGUUAAAUAAUACCUUUUUAAGUGUAUCUUGUCGCUGAUCCUUGAUCUGUAUCUCUUUAUCCUACAUACAUAAGAGAAAAAAAAGACAUUGUGGCAUUUUCUUUUACUCACAUUUUCAUAAAUAUUCCCCGAACAAUGCUUGCUUUGAAGCCCUCAUGAUAUCAUAUUUUUCAGUCCCACCUG